AUGGACAACCCGAAAAUUGUAACCCCCGAUCUAGAGCCCGCAGCAGAAAACAGAAGCAGCUCACGGAAGACACUCCACCAGAAAAUCCUAGGAAAGCUCCGGCCACUACCUUUGCAGUAUCACUGGACAGUCUGGUACGAAAAGCAUUCAGAGUCCUCAAACUACGUCGAGAGACUGUAUGUGCUUCAUGAAGACGUUGCCGACAUUGGCACCUUCUACAGAGUCUACAAUAAUUACCCUUGGCACAAAGUCAAAUUGCGAGACACUGUUCACAUUUUCCGCAAGGGUACAAAACCCGUGUGGGAGGAUCCAGAGAACCAAAAAGGCGGCCGUUGGACGUUCCGCGUGCCAAAGGCCAAGAGCCAGGCGUUUUUUCAUGAAGUCGUAAUUCUCUGCAUGGCUAAUGAGUUCCAGGCAGCCCUUGAAGCUGAGCACGACCAUGUCCUCGGAAUAUCCACCUCAGUGCGCUUUAACUCCCACCUAAUUUCUAUAUGGAACAAGUCCGGCUCGAAUUUGAAGGCCAUCAAAGCCAUCGAAGAUACCGUUAUACAACGACUCUCGCCAGACCUACGUCCCUUAUCAGCCCAAUCAUAUUUCUAUAAACGCCAUGACGAGCAUGAGGGUUUCGAGGCCGCAAUGGAGGAGCACAAGGCCGCUGUGGAGGAGCACGAGGCCCCUACGAGCAGCGGCGAACGUAGAAAUGGGCCAUGA
Molecule: messenger RNA, 711 nt
Organism: Blastomyces dermatitidis ER-3
Lineage: Eukaryota; Fungi; Ascomycota; Eurotiomycetes; Onygenales; Ajellomycetaceae
Product: translation initiation factor eIF4E
Exons: 2
Coding region: 1-711 (236 amino acids)
Biological process (GO): translational initiation
Cellular component (GO): eukaryotic translation initiation factor 4F complex
Molecular function (GO): RNA 7-methylguanosine cap binding; translation initiation factor activity
Source: RefSeq, a predicted model, not a curated record